UUGAGGCUGAGAAAACCAUCCAGACCACGGAGAUGGGUGUCUGCUUGGAAAUGGCAUUCUCAUAUUUUUUCUUGUUUCUGGUUUUCGUCGUAGGCCAAGGAGAAGGCCAUAAUGGGUGCCAUGAAUUAAUACGGCGUGGAGGCAGUGGCCAAAAUUACACCAUUCGAUUUCCCUUCCGACUUGACACCCAGCCAGAGCACUGUGGGUAUCCUGGGUUUACUCUAUCAUCCGCAAAUGACACGGCGGUGCUGGUGCUGCGAAAUUUAGAGCGAACAGUUGGGGGAAAUCCUUACAACAUUACAGAUGAGACGGUGCUAAGAAUCCGGAAACUCUUUGUGGAAAAUAUUGACUACAAAUCUCAGGUAAUUAAAGUAUAUUAUCCAGAUGGAUCUUGCCCUUCCGGAACGUUUCUAGAUCAAAGUUUGGAAUACUCGCCUUUCAAGCCCGCAUCAUGGGAACAACCUCAGAAGUACACCUUAUUCAAUUGUUCCUCAGACGAAACACAAUACUUCUCUACGAGAUCUUGUUUUCGUAGCCCAAUCCACCAAGUUCGUGCCUUCCAGCCGGAUGCUGACAUCAACGAUUUGCCCAUAGCUUCUUGUAAAAAGAUGUAUACUGCUCAAUCAACUUCAUCUGAUCAAAUUUUAUCCUUUUAUGAUAAUAUUCUGAAAUUGACGUGGCACUUUGAAGGGAAAGGCAAGGGUGUAUUAUUGAAGUUAAAGAUCACUGGUAUCGUCUUUAGUUCAUUUCUAUCAAUAGUGCUUGUGGUCUUUGCUCUCUACCGUGUCCAUCUCUGUGAAAAAGCAGAACAACAAAAUCAAGCUAAGAUCAAAACAUUUUUGGAGGAUUACAAAAAUUUCAAGCCCAUGAGAUUCUCGUAUGCUGAUAUUAAAAGAAUUACAAAUAAAUUUGUCGAGAAGUUAGGUGAGGGUGCUUAUGGAACAGUCUUCAAAGGAAAACUUUCAAAUAAAGUCCAUGUUGCGGUGAAGAUGAUCAUGAACACUUCUAAAGAAAACGGGGAAGAAUUCAUAAAUGAAGUAGGGACAAUGGGCAGGAUUCAUCAUGUUAAUGUAGUUCGCUUGGUUGGCUUCUGUGCAGAUGGAUUUCGACGUGCUCUAGUUUAUGAGUUCUUACCAAAUUAUUCACUAGAGAAGUUUAUAUCUUCCGUGGACACUAAAAAUCGUUUCCUUGGUUGGGACAAGCUGCAAGAUAUUGCAAUUGGCAUAGCAAAAGGUAUUGAUUAUCUUCACCAAGGGUGCGACCAACAAAUCCUCCAUUUUGAUAUCAAGCCUCAUAAUGUUUUGCUAGAUGAAAAUUUCAAUCCAAAAAUUUCUGAUUUUGGUCUUGCCAAGUUGUGUUCCAAGGAUCAAAGUGCAGUGUCCAUGACCACAGCCAGGGGGACCUUGGGUUACAUCGCACCAGAAGUGUUCUCUAGGAACUUUGGAAAUGUUUCUUAUAAAUCCGAUAUCUAUAGUUUCGGAAUUUUAUUGCUUGAAGUGGUAGGAGGGAGAAAGAAUGUUGACAUUACAGCGGAGAACACUAGUCAAGUUUACUUUCCAGAAUGGAUCUACAAUUUCUUAGAACAAAAAGAAGACUUACGAGUGUUUAUUGAAGAUGAUGAAGAUGCUGAAAUUGCAAAGAAACUUGCAAUUAUUGGACUUUGGUGCAUCCAAUGGCACCCAGUGGAUCGUCCUUCCAUGAAAGUUAUAAUUCAAAUGUUAGAAGGAGGACAUAAACUAACUAUGCCUCCUAAUCCAUUUGCCUCGACAAGUCCCACAAGACCAAAGCUAGACCAAAAGUUAGAUGUCAUCUUAGAACAAGAAUAAUGAUCAUGUUGUACUCAAGUAUUAGAACUAUUAAUCUUUUUCUUUUUUUUUUUC
Molecule: messenger RNA, 1880 nt
Organism: Corylus avellana
Lineage: Eukaryota; Viridiplantae; Streptophyta; Magnoliopsida; Fagales; Betulaceae
Source: RefSeq, a predicted model, not a curated record